UUUAGGGCCAUUAAUUCUGACCACGUGCCUGAGAGGCAAGGUGGAUGGCCCUGGGACAGAGGCUGUUCAUCACUAUGUUCCGGGGAGUAGGACGUGUUCAGGGCACGCUGCAGGCUCUCGUCUUCUUAGGCGUCCUAGUGGGCAUGGUGGUGCCCUCGCCCGCCGGCACCCGCGCCAACGGCACGCUACUGGACUCCAGAGGCUGGGGCACCCUCUUGUCCAGGUCUCGAGCUGGGCUAACUGGAGAAAUUUCGGGUGUGAAUUGGGAAAGCGGCUAUUUGGUGGGCAUCAAGCGGCAGCGGAGACUCUACUGCAACGUGGGCAUUGGCUUCCACCUCCAGGUGCCCCCCGACGGCCGGAUCAGUGGAACACACGAGGAGAACCCCUACAGCCUGCUGGAAAUUUCCACGGUAGAGCGGGGUGUAGUGAGCCUCUUCGGUGUGAAAAGCACCCUCUUCAUUGCCAUGAACAGUAAAGGAAGAUUGUACACAACGCCCAGCUUCCAAGAGGAAUGUAAGUUCCGUGAAACCCUCCUCCCAAACAACUACAACGCCUACGAGUCAGACCUGUACAGAGGGACCUACAUCGCACUGAGCAAAUACGGACGGGUAAAGCGGGGCAGCAAGGUGUCCCCAAUCAUGACUGUCACUCACUUCCUUCCCAGGAUAUAAGGACCCAUGCAGGAAGGCUCACAAAGUGACAGCUGCAUCUUUUCUGUUGGAAUUUUCCACGAGAGAACAAUCCUGCUGGUACCCUGUGACUUCUCAGUCUGGCUUAUCUUGUGCCUCAAGAGACCAGAGCUGGUUUCCAUGACCACUGGACUGCGCGGCAUGUGACCCACGUGACUGAAGGGUUGCAGCUGACUUCUCAGAAUGGCAGUGGAUCCUGUACGUUGACCUCACCCGAGGAGAGACAGUGCAGAUGAUACUUGUGACAUGUGGUCCCAUGCACAAGCAAAGGCCAGGAUGGGAGUGUUCCUGUGUCCCUGCGUACUCACACAUCUUCAUGUAGAGUCUCAGAACAAAGGCAUUUCAAAUUGCCUUUCUCCUGACGUUUUCACUGUAAGAAUCUGCCUGUCAGAGCAUCACUUGUCAAGCCAGCAGGAUCGAGGUGUGCCUCAUUCUGUCCUGUUCUGAUCAUCCAUCUGUCC
Molecule: messenger RNA, 1150 nt
Organism: Myodes glareolus (Bank vole)
Lineage: Eukaryota; Metazoa; Chordata; Mammalia; Rodentia; Cricetidae
Gene: Fgf6
Product: fibroblast growth factor 6
Molecular function (GO): growth factor activity
Source: RefSeq, a predicted model, not a curated record